Fusarium subglutinans is the source of this 411-nucleotide messenger RNA. Its product is annotated as DNA-directed rna polymerase ii subunit rpb11. The record is from RefSeq and is a predicted model, not a curated record. Lineage: Eukaryota; Fungi; Ascomycota; Sordariomycetes; Hypocreales; Nectriaceae. The transcript is spliced from 4 exons. Gene Ontology annotation, molecular function: protein dimerization activity; DNA binding. Bases 1 to 411 code for a protein of 136 amino acids. Gene Ontology annotation, biological process: transcription by RNA polymerase II. Gene Ontology annotation, cellular component: RNA polymerase II, core complex.
AUGGCCGGUGGUAACCCCAAGCAUUUCAAUCUCCAAGAUGACCCUUUCGAGUUGUUCCUGCUCGGAGAGGGCGAGAAGAAGAUAGAGGAAAAGGUCUUCUCAGGAAUGUCCAAUACUUCCGAUUUUGUCCUCAUGAAAGAAGACCACACUCUUGGAAACCUUCUCUCCGAGCACCUAAAGAUGCACCCCAAUGUCUACAUGGCUGGGUAUAAGAUUGCUCAUCCCAAUGUUCCUGAGCUUUUCAUACGAGUUCAAACAGAUGGAACUAUCACCCCCCGCGACGUCUUUACUUCUGUCUGUGAGAAGCUCAUUAAACAACUCGAGAUGCUGCAUCAGGAGUUCACGCGAGAGUGGGAGUUGAGACGCAUCACCAACACUGGUGAGCAGGGAAACAUGCAGAACGGCCACUGA